UCAUCAAAACAACGAAUUUUUUAUUCUCGUUAAUAAAAAGGUUAAAAAAUAAUAUAACGAUCAAAAGCAGGUAUAACAUUAGACUCUCUGCUAUUUAGAAGAGUAAGCUUCAUUGUAAAGUUGGUGUGAAAAUGGCAGCUCCAGCAUUGUCUAGAGAUUCAAGUGUCUUGAAGCCUGUUCAGGACAAUGUGAACUUGAGUUCAUCAUCUUCUACUACAACUAAGAGAUUAACAAUGGUUGAAAGAGCCYGCCUUGAAGCAUUAGCAGCAUUUGGGAACGAGGGACUUGAUUCAUUGUCAUUCAAGAAGACAGACUUGAGCUCAAAAUUGAAAUCUGUUACACCAAGUGUUAAUAGCAAGACAGCCAAUACUAGAACCUUAACCAGGAUGGAGAAAGCAAGGAUUGAAGCUGCUACUGCAUUUGAAAAUGUCAAACUUGGCCAGAUGGUAAAAAAUCCAAGGAAACGAAAGAUGCAAAACGAUGCAAAUCAACAUGAAAACUCCAAGAAACAGAAUCUGACAAGAAUCCAGAAAGCAAAACAAGAAGCUGAGAAGGCCUUUGAGAAUAUUUCCCUUGAUAAAAUUCCUCCAAAGAGAAGCAAGCUCGAAAAGGAAAAAAUGGAAAAAAGGAUACUAGAAGGCAAAAAGGAGUCCAAGCCAAGUGACAUUAAGAAGGCUGGUAGAUUUAAAAGUCAUUUGCCAGGCACUAAAUCUAUUUUAAAACCUUCCAGAGCAUCAGAAAAGGACUCUGUUGUCACUGAGAUAAGGUCUACUGGAGAUACCACCACUCCCAAGAGAUUAACAAGAUCUCAAAGUGAAAAGAUGGAAGCACUUAAAUGUGGUAAUGGCACACAAGUGGAAGUCUCUGGUAGAGAUGCCUUGUGCGAGGAAAAUGUUGACCAAAAGUUGAGCCAGAACCAUGAGAAGUUCAUAGUUAAUGCUGGAAUUGCUAUGGAAACCACAGCUGACAAUGUGUCAAAUAUUACACCCAAGAGUUAUCAAGCUAACAGCAUUGAUGACAAUCAUGGUAAAAAUGUUGCACAAAAAAAGCUGACCAGACUAGAAAAAGCCAAACUGGAAGCACUACAAAGCUUUGCAGGUCAGGAGUUUAGUAACAUUUGCAAGCAGUCAACCAGGAUAUUUGCUAAACACCUGAAACCCAAGAAAGAUCAGUCAUGUAAUACAGAGAAUGAAGAACUCUUGCACAAUCCAAAGCAUGUUCCAGAACCCCACAAUCAAGAUAAACUAAAACCUCAAGAAAAUUCCAAACUCCAGGUUGCUGUGCUGAAAGUAAGUGAAAUGGCCAAAACAUCCCCACAAGUGCUUAGACAACCCAAGCAGAAAACACCAAAGGUUGAUUUUUAUUCCAGCGUUAUCGAAGAAAACUUUAAAAACCAAAGCUCUCUACUAGAAACCAGCCGCAGAGUCGUUAAGACUGCCAUGGAACUGGAAACUCCGGAAGGAUCUCCGAUGAGUGCAAUGACAUCCUAAGAUGAAAAAAAAGCCUUUUGUAUUAAAAACUUUUUUACCUAGAAGAUAGAACUGUAAAAAUUUAUAUAUCAUAAAAAUAUAUUAUAAAAUACAUAAUGCCUCAACUUUGUGUGUCUACAGCUAUUUUAAGAAAGGUUGAUGAAGGUUUGGUUGCAUGUUGACCAUGUUUAAAUAUUGUCAGCACAAGAAAAACACUUGCAUACAAAGUUUGGGAAAAUUCUAUAUAUUUGUGACCUUUUGCUGAUUGCAUUCACAUUGACCAUAGUGUAUUUCAGGCAUAGUAUGCAUGUAACAUGCAGUUUAUAAAAUCUUCACCAACCUAUUUUGAAAUAGCUGUAAAGAGUUGAGUUGGUUGUUGGUAAAUGUAAACUUCAGUUAAACAUUGAGUUUUAAAAUAUUAGUUUAGAACCAGUUUUGUUAUUUGUUUGUUAUUUUAUAUGACAAAGUUAAAAAUCAAAAUAUAUUGCAAACCACAAGAGUAUGUAAAAGAUUAUGGUUAGGGUUAGUUAAUCAGUCCUGAUGAAGUUGUUAAAUCUCCCUACCAAAAUAUUUCAAAUAUUUACCUUUUGUAGAGAGAAUGUAGUUAUUUAUCAAUUGUAUGCUUCUGUUUAUUAGGAGAGCUACAAGCCAUGCCAAAACUAGUUAAGACUCAUACCCACUUAUACCCUCCCCAUUCAAACACAACACCACAUAUAACACUUCCUCCCCCCCCCUUGCAAUGUGUAGUUCCAGAAAUUAUCCAUACCCACCCCACAGAGGGAAUUGGAAUUUCCGAAGAGUGGGGAGGUCAGAGAAAGAACUAAAAGUCCAGAGUUUGUAUGGAAGAAAAUUGUAAUUUCUGGGGGGUAGGGGGGAUGUCUAAAAAACAUUGCUCUGUGAGGGGAGUAUGGAUAAUUUUUGGAACUACACAGUGUUGAGAUGAUUGAGGGGUGCACCUUCUACUGAUACGGCAUUGAAUUAGGGGGGUAGGAGUGAUAAGAGUAGUGGGGGUUGAUCUAUCGAAAGGUAUUUCAAGAGAGGAUCCUGACAUUUUCAAAGGGGGUGUCCAAAAUGAAAAAAAGCAUCAAUAUAAUGACAUCAUCAGUAAUUCUGAUCUGACUUAUUUCAUUUGUUCUUAGAUUUAUUUUUUAAUUAAAUCUUAUUCAAUUUAAUCUUGAGUUGAACCAAAGAUUUGAAAACAGAAAUCUUAAAAAAAAGAAAACAUAUAUGUACGAUAAAAAAGAGGUAGCUUGAUAUUGGCAGGUGUUUUGUGCGACUAGGGACGCCCUCCCCUGGAGCGGCCCCUGUACUUAACUGUCCCUAAGAAGUCUAGUAAAUAAUUAGGGGAGUUUCAACAGUUUUAGUAUGGAUUGGUAUUUACUAAUAAAUUAGUCGUACGUACCAUUUUUGUUAGAGUGCAAGCAAUAUAUCCGUGAAAUAUUAGUAAUACUUACUUACACUAUUUUAUGCUAAUUCUAUUGUU
Messenger RNA from Actinia tenebrosa (Australian red waratah sea anemone), 2952 nucleotides. RefSeq lists its product as uncharacterized. Lineage: Eukaryota; Metazoa; Cnidaria; Anthozoa; Actiniaria; Actiniidae. The record is from RefSeq and is a predicted model, not a curated record. Gene Ontology annotation, cellular component: endoplasmic reticulum; membrane. Gene Ontology annotation, molecular function: 1-acylglycerol-3-phosphate O-acyltransferase activity. Gene Ontology annotation, biological process: phosphatidic acid biosynthetic process.